AAUGCGCCUGUGCCAAAAGUGAAAGGAACUUAGCGGGCUUUUUGACUACUUUCACUUUGUUGAAAUCAUCGGACGUAGCAGAUUUUGCUGCAGAAGACCAUGGAAGAAGACCAAGAAAGUAUGCUUAAAAAGCUCACACAGAUGAAAAAAGAAUAUGCCAGAAAACAGAAGAAACUUGAGAAAUCUAUUCGAAAAUCCAAAGCAAAGGCUCAUGUUAAACAAAUUCUACAAGAACAGGAAAUCGUUCAUAAAACAGAGAAAGAGUGUGAACAUUUCAAAGAUAUUAAAAGAGUGUCUGGAGAACUCCAUACAAAUGAUGAUCAGUGUGGCCAUUCCUCAAAGACAAAAGGUGACUCAAAAACAGACUUAAAUUUACCGAAAAGUCAUUUGCUCAAAACACCAGUUUUAUCAGAAAAUUUGGACCUAGGUGAUUUUGUCAUUGAGAAGACCUCACAAAGUAAAGAGGAUGGUGGUUUGACAGUUGGACCAUGUGGAGACUCCGAACAAAGUGCUUCAUCUCGAAAUCUUCCUUCAUCAUCUGAGUCUAGUGGCAAGAGAACUUUGUCUCUCAAAGCAAGGCGAAGAAAGACUUUGAGCCCAAAUACUUUUUCAAACAAAAGGAAGUCGUCGCCAAUUGAGACAAAUCCAACAAAGGCGGUUGUGAAUUCCAUUCUUAUUCCUGAUGAUGAAGAGCAGAAGAUUAAAGAUGAUAAUAGCUAUGAUAUUGGGGACAAAAGUGUAGCCCCCAUGGUACAUGAGAACAGUUCCGAAAUAUAUCUUAAAUCAAGCAAUGAGUCCAGAGUAAUAGAAAAGCCCAAACCUUUUGAAAGUGAAUCAUCAACAGAAUUGUUAACCUCAUCUCGUGAAGGCUGUGAAAAAAUCAAAACCAAGAGAAGAAGAGGAAGAAAACCUCGUAGAUAUCAAAGACAAUCACUUCCUGGCCCAGCCAUUCCUGUUGUGAAUUCCUCUGAAUCACAGGGCAGUCAAGAACUGGAAACGCUGAUGUUAGUCCAGGAGAGUUUAGGAUUGUGUAGUCGUAGAGGGAGAAGAAAGACCAGGCAUUCUGACUCCCAUCAGCCUAUUCUUCUCUCUUCAGUUUUCCAGUUCAUCAUUGAUGAUGCAAAGAGAGCACAAGGGGAGAAAGAUUUUGUGUUGCCAACACACACAUUUCAUAACCUUAUGGAGACUAAAUGUUUGCAUAAAAUCAGUAGUGAAGGUGUGUAUGUAGAUAAUAAUGUUGAGAAUGAAAAGAAUCUGGAGAAGGAAAUUUCUGUAGAAAAGAAAACAAUGCAUGUUGUAGAGCAAAUGCCAUCUUCUGUUGUUUCACAUUCCACACAAACCUUUCAUGAUGGCAAGGAAAAAGAAAAAUGGAAAGAAGAAGUAAAUCUAAUCGCAAAAAAUGGACUGAGUGUUGAGCAAGAUGUUGAAAAAUCUAAUUCUGUGUUGCCAGCUCUAGUCAUUAAAGCCAAUUCUUCACCAUCAGGUGCACUGAAUUUGAAAAAGGGAAAUAACUCAGGCUUAGAUAGCAUUUCAGGGUCAGUCUCUAAGGAUUCUUACAAAGAAAUAUUUGCUUCGAAAGAUACCCAAAUGGAUGUAGAUUUCAAUGGAGAGGUAAAUGUAAAAAGCAACAGUGAUGGAAUUGAGGAUACUACACAUGGCUCUGAGAUUUUUGAUCAACCAGUUUGCCCAGAUGAUGGACAGCUGGAAAGUGAGCUCAACAACAGUCUUGGAUCUGACCAGCAAACAGAGAGUGAUGAUGAAAACUUUGGAGACAUCCUUAAAGAAAGAAUGGCAACUCAGGUAUUGCAGAUCUGGCAGGUUGUGUCAGGCAUCUUUGCUUACCAAUUACAGUUUCCUGCAGAUGACCCAGUGAUACAGAGUCACAUUGCAGUUGUUCUACUGAAUAAGAAGAGAACAGAGGUGGUGGUUUGUCUAUGUAAAAAGUCCGUGUCUCUGUGGGCAUUACAUAGUGACCAGUUCAGCUGCCUUCAGAAGUGGUCAUUUCCUGAGGAACUAACAGCAUUGUGUGGAGAUUUAAUGCUUCCGAAGUCAUCUGAAGUCCGAUUUACAGCCAUUUUAAGAAACUCCACUUUGAUCCAAUUAUAUUCUGCAGUAUUCCAGGAGAACCAAGCAUUCCCAUUGUUUAAAAUCACUGAUUUUUCAGCUCCGUGCCAGCAGAUGCAUGUAUGUGCUGUGGAAUUUAAUGAACUUGUAAUUUCUCACUGCGAAUCUGCCAACUUGAUCAAACUGACCAAAUACAUAAUGGAUUCUGAAGUAAAGACAUUGUCAAGAACCAUAACUCUGGAGGAGACAACUGGUAUCUUGGAUAAUGUGUGUCGUAUCCAUGGGCAGCAUGAAGCAGUGGUGGGAUACACAAAAGAGGGUCUUCUUCAUAUUUGGAAUCAUGGAAUAGGAGCUCUUGUUUUGACAGUAAAUUUAGCUGUGUAUUGGCCACAUUCCUCUCAUUUGGUCACUGUCUUCCAAGAAAAGGGGUACCUGUUUUGUCCUCUGAUGGCAAUAUCAGACUGUUUCCUGGCAGGGUGUAUGAUGCUGGUGAACCCCACAAAUUGUCAAACCAAAGUCCUGUUUCCAUUCAACAGCAGAAAGUGGAAAGGGUGUAGUACGGCUUUUCACAUGGAAGAUUACAUAGCAGCAGUGAAUAAAACUGGUUCUCUACAUAUCUGGGACAAAUUCAGUGGUGAAAUGGUGUCCUGCAUGGAGAACACAGAUGUCAUAGGAUUGUGUAAUCGUAGAAAUAACAUUAUAUUAAGCAGAUCGUAUUGUAUACAUUGUUUUACAUUAAAGUGAAUCACUUUA
Molecule: messenger RNA, 2817 nt
Organism: Ostrea edulis (European flat oyster)
Lineage: Eukaryota; Metazoa; Mollusca; Bivalvia; Ostreida; Ostreidae
Exons: 10
Coding region: 100-2808 (902 amino acids)
Molecular function (GO): protein binding
Source: RefSeq, a predicted model, not a curated record